Molecule: messenger RNA, 2891 nt
Organism: Gymnodraco acuticeps
Lineage: Eukaryota; Metazoa; Chordata; Actinopteri; Perciformes; Bathydraconidae
Gene: wdr93
Product: WD repeat domain 93
Exons: 17
Coding region: 362-2167 (601 amino acids)
Biological process (GO): electron transport chain
Molecular function (GO): protein binding
Source: RefSeq, a predicted model, not a curated record
UGUGAACGUGUUGUUGUUGUAGUUUGGCUAACAAGCUAACAUGCCUGCUUCUUAACUAGGCCCAAACAGUCCAGGAAACGUUUUUGUAUUGUAAUGCAAAGUAUACGCCUCUUCUUGUUAACUUGUUUUAGGCCUAUUUUUACCAGAGUUGGAACGUUUUUGAGAGACUUGUAACCAGUGGUGUAAAGUAACUGAGUACAUUUACUCAAAUUUUGAGGUACUUACUUUAUUUAGUAGGUACUGGGCCCACGCAGAGGGAGAAGGACAAAACCCCUAUUUCAGUUGCACCAUUUUUUUGUGCAAAUGCUGCAUCUUCUAUUCUUUCUUAAAGUACACCACUUCCUUUAAUUAUGUUUAAUGGAUGUCCACGUAUUCCAGGAAAAGCACCGUUGACUCAAACAUGACAGCAGCUUGCAGCACAGAAACAUCCAUGAAGAAAACACCUACGUUGGAAAUGUCCCAUGCAACAGAGCUCCCAGAAAGCACCCUCUGUGUGGCGUGCUCUGCAGACGGCAGGCUCCUCGGCCUGGGUCACUCCCGGGGUUUCUCUGUGUGGUGUGCUUGUUCUCUGCUCUGUGCUGCAGAGUGGCUGCAGGACGGGCUGGAAAUGACCUCUAUUCAAAUCACCAGAAUGGCUGAGAAAGCCUAUCUGCUUGCCACAGUUGACGAUAUGGGUGUUGCCAGAGUCUUUGCAUAUCACUGUGAGAGCAUUCACCUCCUCAGCGUUAUUAACACCAUGGAAAAUAUCAACAAAAGGAGCAUUUGCUUGACAUUUGAACUGUCUGAAGGGGGACAUUAUGGAGCGGCGUCAAUCAGCUGUAACAGUGAUGUUUGGCUCGAGGUCUAUCACUUCCCCUCAGACGCUUGGCUCAAAGAGUUGGAGAUGGAACCAUCUCAAAAUCAGGACCCUGACUCAUCUGCAGAUGUGGAAGUGAAAUGGUCUCCACUUGCAGCGGUGAUUAAAAUCCAGCCACCCAAGACUCCUGCAGGGACAGAACUGGAUGGUCCACUCGAGGUGUUGCAGAAGAACGACUUUUUGACAUACUGUCUGGCUCUGGACAAAGACAUGGGCAGCAGUCAAUGGGAUGAACAGCCUUUUGAUAAAGAAGCAGGAAAAAUAAACGAAAGCCUAAGACGUUGCACCCAUCACUUUCUCCUGCCUUGUGGUCAGUUUCCUGGUGAUAGUCAUGCAAAGGAUCAGCCAGCAUUGCCUGUUUCUGUCUGUGUGUGGUGGAGUGGCAGCCAUAAUCUUUUUCAUUAUUUGCUACGAAAGUCACCAAAGAACAAAACGGAUGUGGAACCCAUGCUAGAUGUGUUGUGGCCAAACGCAAAGGAAAUCCUCUGCUCUGCUGUUAGUCGAUGCACACGUUUCAUUGCUCUUGGGCUCGACGACGCUUUAGUGUGUGUGUGGGACAGGCAGUCUGGGUCUCCUUUGUCUGUUGUCCCAGUGUCCGCAACAGACAGUGCUUUCUCCAGGAUGCAGUUUGUGGAUUUCCGGCCUGAGUCUGCUGAUGAUUCCCAAACUGCUGCAACAGUCUGUCUUUCAGUGUUGUGUAAAAGUGGAACGGUUCAUGCAGUCACUUCAGGACGAGGGGCUCAAUCCUGCACAGCGCAGCUCAAUGAAAGGCCCAAAGACAGCGGAGACAUCCCAACUGUCAUUGCACCAGUGCCGUUCCUGCAGAGUAUGAUGCUUGUGGUGCAAAGAAAUGGAAAAAUGUUCCUCCAAGAUGUCCUCAACAAAACCAAAGUGUGCUUCUUAAAUCCUCCUAAGACUUUUCAGAUUUCCACUCCCUGCAGUCCUGUUUAUGCUCUGAACACUAAACAGCAGACUCUGGUCAUACAAGGGGAGCAGGAGUCCAGCUGCAGCGCAGGGAGACAGAGCCAGCUGUUCAGCUUCACUUUUGGAGAGCAUGGCAUCAUGGAGCAGUAUAUAAUUUCACAUCCAGACUCCCAGAGACAAAACACACUGGAGGAAGCCUGCAAUAUCUACCUCCGGCAAAGAGCGCUGUCUGUGGAUGAAAGGAACAAAGCUAUAGCCCACACAUGGAAGCAGCUGCAGGACACAGCCGAGCUCGAGCAACAGAGACACAGCCAGCUGAGGGGCAGCAGCACAUCUUGUUUUGCUCCGAGUGCAGAUUGGCGGCAGAUCAAUCAUUUGAAUCCUUGAGCUACAAUGGAGAGGUGGUGUUCAUUUGACAGAGAGAUUCUUCGGAUGACAUCUCCCUUAUCGUUUGCAUACAAACACACUCUCCAUUGUUGCAUCGUUGGUACUGCAUCUUCAGCGCAUCAGAUCGGACUCUGUGUGAAAAGGAACUGCUGCGGAAAACAGAUUUGAAUAUGUGCUCAAAAGCCUCAUUAUACAUUAAAUAGAAUAAUGUACUGAGGGUGACGGCAAAGGGCCCAAAUAUCAUUGAUAGCGUAAUAAAAGUGCAGGUGCUCUAUUCAAGAUAUCCACAUUUGUACCAGGGGAAAAACAAUUAGACAGUAUAACAAUGCAGCAAUAGCCUCUUAACGAAACAGAGACUUAACUGUCAUUGCUGUCUUUUUGCUGUUGGUCUUGUGCUUUUAGUCAUUUCCUUGUGAUAUUGAUGCUUUAUCAACAUUUAAUGUUAUACAAAAAAAUAAAAAACAAACCUGCUGUUGUCAUUCCCAGCUCCCAAUCCCCUCUGUUUUGCCUUCCCUAGAAACGUCCAAUCAACUGCAGCGAUGGCCUCUUUAGGCAUUUGCUCUCAUUAGUACAAAAGUAAAACAAAAGAGAAUUGAUAACAAUAACAGAGAAUCCCAUAUCAGAAAACGGUCUUCCUCUGAAGCUAAAUGUCAAACUGUUGAACUUAUUUUAUUUCUUAAAGAUUAUUAAAUGUUGAAACAAUUAAAUGAAUUUGAUAAAACCA